GAUGGGUUUGUGCUGCUGAUCGCACCUGAGCAGGCCUGGCUCAAGCUCCAUUAAUCCCAGAAUUAAGAGAUUCCCUCAUGGAAUCUUCUGCUCUUCUCCCAGCUCGGGUGCCAGGGGGCACCACCCGGGAGUCUCCCAGGGCCCUGUUCCUGUCCGGGGGCUCCAUCAUGUCGUGCUUCUCUCAGUUCUGGCACUCCAGCACCCCGGACUCUCCCACCACCCCGGUGCCGGCGUCUCCGGCCGAAAUCUCCAUCCCCAUCAGCCCCGUGUCGGUGCCAUCGCCGGCAGGGGAUGCCAAGAGGAAAGGCCGCUCUCCCCUGGGCUCCCCGAGCUCCGCCAGCCCCGGCAGCCCCAAGCCGGCGUCUCCCGUCGAGUGCUCCAUCUGCUUCAACACCUACGACAACACCUUCAAGACUCCCAAACGCCUGCAGUGCUCGCACGUUUUCUGCCUGGAGUGCGUGGCCAGGCUGAGCACGGCUCUGCCGCCCAACCAGCCCGAGGAGCUCCUGCCGUGCCCCUUCUGCCGCCAGCUCACCCACAUCCCUCAGCAGGGAGCGCCCGGGCUGGCCACCAGCAAGGAGCUGCUGGCCACGCUGCCCCCGGAGCUGCAGCACGAGCGGCAGCUGUGGAUGGAGGGCACGCGGUUGUGCUGCCGCCGAGACGACGCCGACGGUGGCGGCGAGGGCGACGAGGCCUGCGUGUCCAUCGACGUGGCCAUGAGCAAGGCCGAGAGCGCCCAGGAGGCUCCUCAGGGGCUGCCGGCCGCCUUGUCCCGCUGCGAGCUGUGCCAGGACUGGAAGCGCAUCGUGCUGCUCUCGGCGCUCCUCAUCAUCCUCUUCUGCAUCAUCCUGUGGCCCGUGCAGUGCGCGCUCAAGACGGGCAACCUGCGCUGCCUGGCGCGGCCCGUGGCCGUCAGCAGGCCCGAGUACCUGCCGCCCAAAGCCACCACGGCGGCCGCCGCUGUCACACGGCCGGCCCUGCAGUAG
Messenger RNA from Sturnus vulgaris (Common starling), 986 nucleotides. RefSeq names its product ring finger protein 223 (gene RNF223). Gene Ontology annotation, biological process: protein ubiquitination. Lineage: Eukaryota; Metazoa; Chordata; Aves; Passeriformes; Sturnidae. The record is from RefSeq and is a predicted model, not a curated record. Gene Ontology annotation, molecular function: ubiquitin protein ligase activity.